AUGACAACUGACGGCCUCUCAGCUGCAAAGCUCGCCAUCUACCUCGUUCUUGUUCAACCAGCACUUUUCUGUCUGUGGAAACAUGGAAAGACGGGAUUCCUUGGUUGGCUCUUCGUCCAGUUAUUCUGUGUCCUUCGCAUCACCACUGGCGGCAUUGGUCUCCAUGGAAACCAAAAGGGCGAGGCUGCUGUGAUUCUCAAUAGCAUAGGCCUCUCUCCGUUGCUUCUCGCGAUUUCUGGCAUCUUGCACGAAGCUCGACGCGCAGUGAAUCCCCGCCUCAAUCGAAGACUCGACAUAAUAUUAGAAAUCAAGUACCAUGCCUUGGUUCAAUUAGGAAUGAUUUUGAUCAUCUUGGCCCUUGUUAAAAUUAUGAAUGGCGAUCCGGUGUCUAAAAGCAAGACUUUGCUCAAUGUUGGCUCGGCGCUUUCAGCCAUUGCCUGGGGGCUCGUUACAUUGUGGGCAUUGUGGUCGAACCACAUGGUCCGCCAAUACUCUUCCUAUUCCACGAUGCAGACCGUAGACAACGGUAGAAUUCUGAUCAAAGGUGUCUUUGUCGCUCUCCCGUUUGUUGGAAUCCGUCUUGUAUACGGCCUUGUGUUUCUACACCUCCAAGUCACACACCCGAAUUCUGGAUUUCUCACGUCCAAGGCCGUUCAGAUUUGUCUAAGCCUCGUACCCGAGUUGGUUUGCGUCACCAGUCUUCUUGUUGUUGGUGUUAUUACGCGAUCUUUACGGCCAGAAUUGAAGAAACGCGACCAAGAGGCAGUCAGACUGGUCUCCAACCCAGGCAACGAGCUUCAGCCAAACACAGAAUACAAAUGA
Molecule: messenger RNA, 822 nt
Organism: Trichoderma aggressivum f. europaeum
Lineage: Eukaryota; Fungi; Ascomycota; Sordariomycetes; Hypocreales; Hypocreaceae
Exons: 3
Coding region: 1-822 (273 amino acids)
Source: RefSeq, a predicted model, not a curated record